AUGUUAAAAACAGUGUUCCUGGUUACUUUAUUGGCGUGCGUUAUUACGGAUGUCAUAGCCGAUUAUAAUAUCGUUUGCUACUAUAAUAGACGCGCUACCUAUCGUCCUGAAGGUGGAAAAUUCGAACUGUUUAAUAUAAAUUCAUCUUUAUGUACUCAUAUCAUCUAUAAUUACGUUGGUAUUACUAACAAUAGUGAUAUUAAAAUAUUGGAUCCUUGGACGGACUUACCGAGCGGUAGAGACGGUUUUCGAAAGUUUAUUAAACUUCAUGCGACAAAUCCAGAUGUCAAAUUAAUGAUAGCGAUAGGUGGUUGGGACGAAGGAUCCAUCAAUUUCUCUCAAGUUGUCGGAAAUUCUGUUAGUCGUGCCCAAUUCGUUGAAAACAUAAUUAACUUUUUGGAGAUUUACAAUUUCGACGGUCUUGAUCUGAAUUGGCAGUUUCCGAAUCAGCGGGGCGGCAAACUAUCCGAUAAACAAAAUUAUGUAGCCGUAUUGCAAGAGUUAAAACAAGAGUUUGACAAACGUAAUUACACUCUCAGCGUGACGACCGUCGCUCUUGAAGCGUUAGCUUCUCAUUCUUACAUUAUUUCGCAAGUGUCGCAAUACGUUGAUUUUAUUAAUCUGAUGACGUACGAUUUUCACGGAUCAUGGGAUCGUACCGUAGGAAUUCAUGCUCCAUUGUAUGCUUCCUCUAACGAAUCCGGAGGCAAAGCUAAAAUGAAUGUAAAUUCAAGUGUUCAAUAUUGGCUUUCACAAGGGGCACCAGCUAAUAAGAUUAAUCUUGGAAUUUCAAGUUAUGGUAGAUCCUUCACGUUAAGUUCCCGAAGUCACGAAAUAGGUGCUUAUGCCACAGGUGGUGGUAAUAAUGGACCUUAUACGCAGAAAUCAGGCUUCCUCGGUUAUAAUGAAAUUUGCAUGUAUCUCCAGAAGGGUUGGACAGUGGUACGUGAAUCGCAACAACAUGUACCUUAUGCUUUCAAAGGUAACCAAUGGGUUGGAUAUGACGAUGUCACAUCUAUUGAAGAGAAAGCGAAAUAUGCUAAGAGUAUGGGUCUUGGUGGUAUGAUGUUGUGGAGUCUUGAUACCGAUGACUUCCAUGGUACAAGUGGUAAAAUGUAUCCACUUUUGAAUACAAUCAACAGGGUGUUGACAGAAAAUACUUUUAGCACAUCAAGUCCAUCACUACUAACAACACCAUUUUUUGACCCUAUAUGUACGCACGAAGGGAAUAUUGCACACCCAUAUAAUUGCACAAUAUAUUACAUUUGCAGAAAAGUUGGCAAUUAUUAUAUGAAAUAUUCGAGUCAUUGCUUGAACGGUUCUGUAUACAAUCCAGUGACCGAAACUUGUGAUCGUCGGUCGAAUGUUCCCAAUUGUUAA
Molecule: messenger RNA, 1380 nt
Organism: Eufriesea mexicana
Lineage: Eukaryota; Metazoa; Arthropoda; Insecta; Hymenoptera; Apidae
Product: chitinase-3-like protein 1
Exons: 4
Coding region: 1-1380 (459 amino acids)
Biological process (GO): chitin catabolic process; carbohydrate metabolic process
Cellular component (GO): extracellular region
Molecular function (GO): chitinase activity; chitin binding
Source: RefSeq, a predicted model, not a curated record